AUAUGAAUUCACUUGCUGAUUUGGGAGACUCAAUUUGCAAACGGGACUAAUAAUUCCUUCCUGUCACUUCUGUCCAGUUGCAGUAGCAAAGUGAAUGAAAUUAAGUAGUGUAAAUGUUCCAGGGCAAGGCAAACCGGUCUCUAGGUCAAUGUUUAUUCAACCCAUAACAAUUCCUCUUCCAGUCCUACUCUUUGCAAAAAUUUCCCGUCAGCCUCACCAACUCCCCCACACUGGCAGGUGCUCCCCGGAACUAGGGAAGGGGCACAUCCUGCUCCUCGCAAGCUGAGGGAAAAUGGGGUGGGAAAACUGAAAAUGUGUAGGGAUAAGGAGACGUAUCAGAAAAAAGCAAGGAGAUGGAAAGUGUGGAGAACAGAGGUGCAGAGUAAAAGAUACAGAUGGGGACUUAGAUGCGGGGGUGCACUACGAGAGGUGCGGGAGUCGGCGGAAGUACAGAGCGCAGGAAGAAAGGGAUCCCGCUGGAAGGAGUGGGGAUCGCCUCCGUGGAGAGGCUUGCGGGUGGCUCGGGUGGAGUUUCCAAGCUGGCAGCAGUUGCCUCUCCCGGCAGCGCCCGGAGGGAGGCUGGGGACCGAGCCGCCAGCCGGCGAACCAUGCACCCAGUGGGGGUUGGGGGAAUCCGCGGCCUGGGAUUGGCCAUCGCUCUGCCGGCCGUGACGCGCGGCGGGCUGGCCCCUUUGUGACGUCACAAUCAGCUGUUUGAACGUUCCAAUUUGUGCGGUGAGCUCCGCAGCUGCGGCCGCACAGACUCCAAGCCCCGCGGGCGUGCGCAGCAGCUCCAAGCAUCCCGCCGCCUCCCCGCCCGGCUCCCGCGAUGCAGCCCGGCCUGUGAGCAGCCGGCCACCCGGGGACGCCCCGCGCACAACUACCUCAGCGCCACCCCCGCCCUCCGCACCCCUCCGCCCGCCGCACCGCUCCGCCUGCAGGUUUUUGCACUGCCAUAGAGCGCCCCCGUGAGGCCGCUUCCCUGCCCCACCAUGUUCCAGCGCCUCACCAGCCUCUUCUUCAGCACCCCUUCGCCCGCUGAAGACCCCGACUGCCCCCGUGCCUUCGUCUCCGAGGAAGAUGAAGUGGAUGGCUGGCUCAUCAUUGACCUGCCGGACAGCUACGCGGCUCCCCCCAGCCCCGGGGCCGCCCCUGCCCCCGCGGGCCGCCCUCCGCCCGCGCCCUCCUUGAUGGACGAGAGCUGGUUUGUUACCCCUCCCGCCUGUUUUACCGCAGAGGGGCCCGGCCUCGGGCCUGCCCGCCUCCAGAGCAGCCCCCUGGAGGACCUCCUCAUCGAGCACCCCAGUAUGUCCGUUUACGUCACCGGCAGCACCAUAGUGCUAGAGCCUGUGCCGCCUUCCCCGCACCCAGACGCUGCCCUGCCUGACACCGACCUCAGUGACGGAGAGUUGGCACCCGCCCGCCUCGAGCCCCGGGCCCUGCACCACGCCGCCGCUCCCCUGCCGGCGCGAGCAGUGCUGCUGGAGAAGGCGGGCCAGACGCGGCGACUGCAGCGGGCCCGACAGCGGGCUGAGCGCCAUGCGCUGAGCGCCAAGGUAGUGCAGCGGCAGAACCGCGCCCGCGAGAGCCGUCCACGCCGGCCCAAGCACCAGGGCAGCUUUGUCUAUCAGCCGUGCCAGCGCCAGUUCAACUACUGAGUGUCGGACAGCCGCACCAUCAACCUGUCGUCUCUCUCAGUUCCCGUCUGUCCCCUGUGCAGCGGCCAGUGUGCUGUUUGAGGGGCUGCCAGUCGCCUGGGACUGGAUACCACACCCUCCCUCAUCCUUAAGAGUAUGAGGUGGAGUGAUGGCCCUUCCUUGCCUCCCUCGAUUUCCCCAUCUUUGAUCAUCUAAACCCACCUCUGCCACCUUCAGGCUCUCUCCUCCUCCCGCACAGCAUUAAUCCUCCAUCCUUUCCACUACUGGUACUCCAUCUUCCUUCUCUGGCCCCAGCCCUGUCUCUCACCUUUGCCUUGGCCCACGCUUCUUUUCUGAGAGCCUCUUCCACGCUGACUUGGCUCAUUCCUCACCUGCAACUUGCACCUUACAGGACUCAUUCUUUCCUGUGUUUGGCAUUACACUCCUGUCUCCUUAUUGUUUGUUCCCAGUAGUUUCCUCCCAAAUGCAAAAAGGGAGGGGACCCUGAGCCCACUCAGACCAGGGAAAACCUGUGCUACCCCUGUCACUCUCCUCGCCCUUCAGAAGUCUGGCUCAGUCUUACUUUUAUCUCUCUCUUUUCUCUGCCUAGGGGGCGGGGCUCCUUUAGAGGCUGCUUUUAGGCCUGGAAAGGUAAAGUAUGUGAAAGAGGAUAGUGAGAUGUGAGUUGGAAGGAGAAGGUGAAGGGAGUCGAGGGAAUGAGGCAUUCCACUGGAGAUGCAGACAGGAUGGAUUAGGAAACUGUAGGGAGCAGGGCAUUAUGGGAGCUGGCACUGUGCUUGCUCAGAAGGCAAGUCCUGCUCUCAGGCUGGAGCCUGGAGUCUGCUGCCCGCUUCCCUUUCCUAUAAUCCUAUUCCCAUGUCUUUUCCUGAAAUUACCUACCCUGCUGCAGGCUCCCAAGUCUGAAGGGCUUUAGUACUUUGCUACCUACCUUGACGUGCCACUCCAGGAGCAGAAGCUGGGAAAGGCUCUGCCAUCCAGACCAAGAGUUCACGUGCCCAAGGUGCUAGAACUAGGCUAGGAGAGAUACAGGCCAGAGGGCUUUUGGGGUAGGGAAAGGGCACACACCCCAAGGUAAGAAUGCAGCAGAAUGGUGCUGAAGAGGAUAAGCUGUGGUGUGAAGCCAUAUCAAGACUGACAGCUCAGCUUGUCCUUGGCCUUUUCUUUCACACCCUGCUUAGUAUGGCUAACAAACACUCUUGGGUAGGAGGCCAGGAGCCCCACUGUUCCGUUCCCCAAAAAUCCCUACGAGGGUUCAGGACCUUCAAGGGUCUCACUUUCUCUCAUAGGGCUCUUCCUUUCUAGGCUUCUGGGGAGAAAUGGGUGCCUGUGAACUCCUCCCCUUUUCCUUUAGUAAGUAUCUAAAGCAAGGAACCUGAAUCCUUGGGUGAGCAACUAGGGACAGGGAAGGCUGACUUCCCCCUUCUUGUGGUCUGACUGAUUUUUGGGCUCAGACACCAGCAACAGCCUCUUGGGAUGCCCUGAAUUGCUUCCCAUUCUCUUUCUAGCUGUCUUUUUCUAGCAGUGUGCUUUCUUCCUUGAAAUUUUUAAGAUUUCUUGUUACAUACUAACAGGUCUUCCCUUUCACCCCAAUUUUAGGUUUCCAGGCCUCACAGCCAAGCUGGGGUUGGAAAAAACUGCAUUUCUAUUAGGGCAAAGGUAGCUGCCCUCCCUGGCUGUAUAGUCCCUGGCCUCAUGGCACUUGGGAAGGGAGGGGGAAUCCCCACAGCUUCUGGGGUAGGGGUAGAAGCAGCCCUUCUGUGGUCUCCUAUCCCAAGGAAUAAGCCAAAUUGACAUUAUAAGCAAAGUCUCCCAUGCUAGUUUACUAGAACCCUAGUAACUGAAAACCUUGCUCCUCUCCCCAAGUUCUGUAGUUAUAACCUGUAUACUUUUAUUCUUCCAGCUACCCCUUGAUUACAUCACAGCCAGCUUAGGGCCUUUAGCACUUCCAACAGCUAGAAUGAACCCAACCCUUCUUGCUACUUCUCAUUACCAGCCAGGGCCGAUGCUAGUCCUGGGCAGUGCCCACGAUCCUGCUGGUAGAAGACUGAUAGGGCAUUUUGGCUCAAAUUUCUAAAGGCCCUGCGCCUUAUCUAUUUCUGGAGGUUCCUAUAGUUUUAGAACCCCCCAGUCUCUCACUUGGCUAAUCAAUUGCAAGGUUCAUAUUUUUUGUACUUUCCUAUAAAUUCUGUAGCAUUUGAGUGUGGCAAUAUUUUAAUUGUGUAUAGAUUUCUAAGAACCAACACUACUCAGUCUCCUGCUAGUCUGACUCCUGAAGCAUCAGACCUUGUCAUACUAUAUUGACUGUGUAUGUGCCUUUCACCUUGAGCAUGCUUCAGGAUUUUUUUUUAAACCACAGAACUUGAAUAAAUGAGGGAACCAGAAUUCACAAAGUCCUAUGCAACCUUAGACAGGAGGGCACCAGAGUCUGUAUUAACUGAUGUUUUCAGAGACCCUGGAGAAGUCUAUACCAGUGUUUGAGUAUUAAUGUCAUUACUACCAGCACUUUGCCAAAACUAAGGAUGUUAGACAGACCUGUUUCUUUUAUAUCAGAUAGUGACUUCCAGUUUUUCCCAGUAAAUCUUGAGUUGUUCCCUCAAGCUGGGUGUCACUAACCUUUGCCAGAAUAGUGCUAGAGGGUACUGUGUGUAUGAGUGUAGUCUGGUGCUGUUAUGGAAUAUGCCUGCUCCCCAGCCCCCUGCCUGGAACCCUAGGAUCAACUUGCUGUGACCCAUAAUGUCUUAGGUGCAACAAGGAACCCACCGGAGCUCUUGGACGCCUCCCCCAGAUUCAUGUAGCUUUGUGUGAGGGGACUGAAUGCAGACACAACGUAGCCCACUUCUAAUACCCUCCCUCUUACCUUGCCACCUAGUUCGAAAUAGAACCAACAAGUUGAGUGCAUCCCUGUUGGGGGUUUUGUGUUGAGACUGGCUGAAAUGAAGAGACUUUGGCUGACCACGUGAUGAUGGGCUGACAGACUCAAGGACACAACCACCUCAACCUGGUCAUGUGGCAUGCCUGCGUAUGUGUGUAACAGGAUUCUGAUUAGAUUGCAAUGUUAUUCCUUUAUGGGAGAAAAAAUUAAUAUAAACAAAUAAAAAUCUAUUUAAAGCACA
This is a messenger RNA of Chinchilla lanigera (long-tailed chinchilla), 4771 nucleotides long. It is a transcript of the gene Tp53inp2, whose product is annotated as tumor protein p53 inducible nuclear protein 2. The coding region runs from base 993 to 1658 and encodes 221 amino acids. NCBI's taxonomy places the organism in Eukaryota, Metazoa, Chordata, Mammalia, Rodentia, Chinchillidae. Gene Ontology annotation, cellular component: nucleus; autophagosome. The transcript has 4 exons. Gene Ontology annotation, biological process: autophagosome assembly; positive regulation of DNA-templated transcription. The record is from RefSeq and is a predicted model, not a curated record.